Molecule: messenger RNA, 1398 nt
Organism: Hermetia illucens (black soldier fly)
Lineage: Eukaryota; Metazoa; Arthropoda; Insecta; Diptera; Stratiomyidae
Product: F-box/WD repeat-containing protein 4
Exons: 3
Coding region: 174-1382 (402 amino acids)
Biological process (GO): SCF-dependent proteasomal ubiquitin-dependent protein catabolic process
Cellular component (GO): SCF ubiquitin ligase complex
Molecular function (GO): protein binding
Source: RefSeq, a predicted model, not a curated record
CAACUUAGUUUACUGCCUGCCAUCAGUCGUUUUAUAAGUUCAAACAAAUUGGAUAUGGUUUAGUUUUGCUUGCAGUGAUCCUUUGAUCGAGGGGGCUACAUUAAGGGCUUGGCCAUUAAAGGCCGUGAAGCUUGCUUUUAUUGGAGGUGUCCAUUCUGACAAAAUAUUGUACAAUGUCGCCGGUCGGAUUCUGUGAUUUAAACGUUUAUGUUGUGCUGAAGAUACUCGACUACUGCGAUGAGUCGGACAUCGAAAAUCUGUAUUUUACUUGCUCGAAGCUGCAGGACAUCAUCGAGCACAGUAUUUACUAUAGGCGCAGUCUUGAUUUGAUAAUGACCGGACAUAAAGGCAAUUCUGCUAAUUGUAAGAGAUCUUUCACCAGGUACUCUUACCGGGAACGAAUCAAAAUGAACGAGAACUGGAUCAACGGGCGCUACAGAGAGUUAGUGCUUUUCCACCAUAGAAAAUGGUAUCCUUCCAAAGUGCUACUUGAAUCUGAUCUCUUCUACAUGUCGCACGCCGGUGCAAUACGUGUGCACAAAAGAACUAGAAAUGAAGCAGUUGACAGGAGGUAUUUGUGCGAAUUGAGUUCGUUGGAGGAGUCAGACAUAUCGCAUUUCACGAAGAAAGGCAACACCAUUUUUGCGGGCCGUGUUUGCGGAAGCUGUUUCAUAUAUGAAGACAAUUACCUCACCGAGCAACGAUUGCACGGAAUUAAGGAGUACCUGACGUGCGUUGAUUUCAUCGAUUCAACGUUCAUUACAAGCACGGAUAAAACUACAAAACUCUGGUCAAAAUCAAUUGAGCUGGGUUUGAUUAAUUUUGAAUUAGUUAAAGACUUCAAAGAGCCAUACAAAUGCCUUCGAAUAUCUGAAAGUGGGGAUAAAAUCGCGUGCGGGAUGUACACUGACUUUGGAAGGAGAGCUCUGCGGGAGAUCGACAUUGAGACUGGAACCAAGCGAAUAUUCGACUCCAACACGCUGUCGAUUUAUGAUUUACGGUACAAGGAUGAAAAUACCAUACUUACAGCCAAUUUCGACACAACGUUUCGCAUGUUUGAUCGUAGGACGAACCGUGAUGAAAUUAUAUGGAUGGAUCCGUACGAUGCGUCGUUUUAUUGCCUGGAAUACGACGGAUUGUAUGGUGUUGUGUGUGGGAUGAAGCAUUUCUGUCGUGUGAAUCUCUACGAUAUUCGAGUACCGAGGAAAUUCAUGCAAAUGUACUUUCCGGCCUUGCGAAGGAGCCAGGGCUCACCAGUGUAUAGUGUUACCUGUGAUAGUCGUUACUUGUUUGUUGUAACCGAUCAUAAUUUAAGAGUAUUAGACUUCAAAGCUGAUUGGGCGACUGUUCGCGAUUAUAGGAAUAUUUUUGUUAAUAUUUGAAUAAAGGCGUUUUGAA